Molecule: messenger RNA, 990 nt
Organism: Paramecium pentaurelia
Lineage: Eukaryota; Ciliophora; Oligohymenophorea; Peniculida; Parameciidae
Source: the annotation of a GenBank genome assembly
UAAUGGCAGAAACAAAGGAAGAAGUUAAAGCUUAACCAAAAGUGUAUUCAUAUGCAGACUUAAUUGAAUUCGAAAAUAAACAAGUUUUUAGUUCAAUAGGCAAAAUGCCUAUAUCCACAAAGCAAACUCUACCAAGUUACAGUUUCGGUUCUGCUGAACGAGCAAAUCAAGCAAAACUUUAUCAUAAUAAAGAACUUGCCAGAAUCGAUUUUGCAGGUAUUAAUCAUAUUUAAAAAUACUUUAAGGAAAGGCAAGUCCUGGACCUGUUUAUAAUGUUAGAGGAGGAGAUCAAUUUUUCUAUACAAAAGAUGCAGAUACAAAAUUUGGUAAAGAUCCUCGUAAUACUUUGAACACAGGAGCUAAAUUUGAUUACUAUCAAAGAAAGGAUGUUGAUGUAUUAGAGUUUUUUUAUAUUAAAGUUUGAACCUUAAGAAGCUGAUUUAGUUAGAAAGCCUAAAGCUUCUAAUGUCAAAAUUGGAUUGGAAUCAAGAGUAUAAUAUUAUUAAAUAUUAUUUAGUUUCCUCCUGAAAAAAGGCUCAAAGGAACUCCUGGCCCUUAAUAUGAUCCAGCUAUAAAACCUGAAGUUCCAACUCCACCUUAAUUUUCUUUCGGAUAUAGAAGAGAUAUCCCAGGAGCAUCAGCAUUAGCUCCUACAUGUUCAACUCCUGUUAUUGUUGGACCAGGAGCAUAUUUACAAAAGCCUCCUGCUAAUACAAGCAAUUUGGAAGAUGCUUCUCAUUGGACUAUUCCAAAAGGUCCAAAGAUAGGGAAGAUCUUUGAAGGAUGGGAUAAGAAUCAAACAUAUGAUACUAAAUAGUAAACUUAAUAAGAUAAAAAGGAUUGCUGUAGGUGUGUAAGUGAAUUCUAAAAAGAAAUCAUAUCCUGCAUUCAGUGUUGGAAAAUCAACAAGAGAAGCCAAAGUAGGACAUUUUAAGUAGUUGAUGGUAAAGGUUCCUUCAAAAGUACAUAUUCCUCAUCCUAAAAUUUGAU